ACAGACGCGCGUCGACGCUGAGACGCUGCGCGUCGCGACGUUAAAAGACGAGAUUUUCUCCAUUUACUCCGAUUAUUUUUUCAAUUGGACAGAAAAUUUUAAUAUUUCAAUUGAUUAUCACACGUGAAGGAGGAUGUGGAAGGAUUCAUAGGGCAAAAUCUAAAAAAGCAAGCUCAACAUAUCGUGUUGCUGUGGAUAAAAUGCCAGUUAUCGAUGUGUAUUGAUUAUCAUUGUUAUGCACGAAAAGGAAGAGGUCAUUCUGUCACAGUUAAACUAGUGGAUAAUUAUUUUGGAAUUGGUGGAAAAUUGAUUAAAAAAAUAGAGUUAUGGAUUCGACAACUGAAGGUGAACAUAUUGAGAAGCUGGAGAAGGAAGCAGAGAGUCUGAAAAUUCGUCUUGAGGAUGAGAGGAAGAAAUUGAAUGACGUUACACUUUGCGAAGUGGCAGACAGACUGCAAGCCAUAAAUUGUAUAAAUGUGAAGCCACGAAGAGUUUUGAAGGGACACCAGGCAAAAGUUUUGUGCUCAGACUGGUCACCAGACAAGCGUCACAUAGUGUCGUCGUCUCAGGACGGUAAAAUGAUAAUUUGGGAUGCAUUUACAACGAAUAAAGAGCACGCUGUUACAAUGCCAACGACUUGGGUGAUGGCGUGUGCAUAUGCACCGACUGGAGCUCUCGUGGCAUGCGGUGGUCUUGACAACAAAGUCACUGUCUAUCCACUGAGCCUCGAGGAUGAUGUCACAACAAGGAAAAAGACUGUUGGCACACACACAUCUUAUAUGUCUUGUUGUGCAUUUCCCAACAGUGAUCAACAAAUUUUAACUGGCAGUGGAGACAGUACUUGUGCUCUCUGGGAUGUAGAGAGUGGACAAUUGCUACAGAAUUUUCACGGUCACUCCGGUGACGUUAUGUCAAUUGACUUGGCACCCAGUGAAACGGGUAACACAUUUGUCUCUGGAAGUUGCGAUAAAAUGAUUCUUAUUUGGGAUAUGAGGAGUGGUCAGUGUGUACAGAGUUUUGAGGGACACGACUCUGAUGUUAAUUCUGUGAGAUUCCAUCCGAGUGGUGAUGCUGUUGCAACAGGAUCAGACGAUGCAACAUGUCGUCUAUUUGAUCUACGUGCUGACAAGGAGGUGGCAGUCUAUGCCAAAGAGAGUAUUAUAUUCGGAGCAAAUUCGGUUGAUCUCAGUGUGAGUGGGCGUUUGUUAUUCGCUGGAUAUAAUGACUACACUGUAAACAUCUGGGAUACAUUGAAAUGCCAGCGUGUUGCUCUUUUAUACGGCCACGAAAAUCGAGUCUCAUGUUUACGUGUAUCACCCGAUGGCACUGCCCUGUCCACUGGUAGUUGGGACACUACACUUCGUGUUUGGGCUUAAUAUACUCUAAUUGAUCCUCAACUUGCCAAAUUAUUCACGAAUUUAAUUUAUGCUACUGGACUUCUUCAUUCCACUUUAUUUAUUUAUUUAUCAACUUAUAUUCAGUCGUAUUUUAAUGAAAAAAGUACCAACGUGCAUUUAACUAACAUUAAAACAGGAUAGCCAUAAAAUGUUAUUGUAAAUCAGAGGUAAAGUUUAGAGUAAUGAUUAAAAAUCAAUGUAUCUAUGUACCAAAGAAUUAUUCACUUGAAUUAUCAGAUAGAGUGUAUUGACAGUAUUUCAUCUGUUACGUUGCUAUCAUCGAUAAUGAAAUGUUUAUUGUACUAGGCUGGUCCUAAGUUGCACAUUUUCCAGAGAAUUGAUGAGCCAUGUAUCUGUAUAAUUUGUUAUUAGAAAACUAGCCAUUGCAUUAUUCGUCAGUUGAAUCUUAUAUAAAAAGACUAAUAACUAAUAAAAUUUAA
This is a messenger RNA of Fopius arisanus, 1837 nucleotides long. RefSeq names its product guanine nucleotide-binding protein subunit beta-5 (gene Gbeta5). The transcript has 3 exons. Lineage: Eukaryota; Metazoa; Arthropoda; Insecta; Hymenoptera; Braconidae. Gene Ontology annotation, biological process: G protein-coupled receptor signaling pathway; G protein-coupled dopamine receptor signaling pathway. Gene Ontology annotation, cellular component: heterotrimeric G-protein complex; cytoplasm. The coding region runs from base 327 to 1376 and encodes 349 amino acids. The record is from RefSeq and is a predicted model, not a curated record. Gene Ontology annotation, molecular function: signaling receptor complex adaptor activity; protein binding.